AUGCGACCGGUGACGCGUCCGGGCGGGGGACGAUCGGCGCGGCGGCGGCGUGUUCGGUCGUGUGUGUGGGCGUCGGAGGCGCGCGGCGCGCGUGUUCGAUGCUCCCGGCGCCUCCGCCGCGCGUCCCGUCGAGGCGACGGAUCGCGAAAAUCUGCGCAUUUUUUUUCCGCCAGCUUGGCCGUCUUCGACGCUGACCGCCCCGCGCCCCUCCCGCCCACGCAGGUCGCAGCCAUGACCGAGGUGAACACCACCACCAGCUCGCCCCUCGUGGGCGCCAUCGGCAAGAUCAAGGAGUCCGCCAUGCACGUCUUCUCCCAGAGGAAGCCCAUGAGCGAGAUCCUGGACAGGACCGCGUACCAACGGCCGGCGUCCUUCUCCGAGGCGACCGGCCGCAUGUCAAAGAACAUGAACUACUUCAAGAUCAACUACGUGCUCUUCACCGCCGCGGUGCUCGCGGCGUUUAUCCUGUACAACCCGACGUCGCUCAUCAUCCUCUCCCUCGUGGGCGCCGCGUGGACGUACGUGUACCUCAUUCGCACGGAGCCGCUCAAGAUUGGCGACCGGCCGGUCUCCGAGCGGGAGAAGCUGCUCGGCAUGAGCGGCGCGAGUCUGUUGGCGGUGUUUUUCAUGUCGUCGGCCGGGAGCAUCAUCUUCCAGGCGUUUGGCGUCGCGCUGCUGUGCAUCGGCGCGCACUCCGCCGCGAGGGUGCCGGACGACCUGUUCAUCGACGAUGCGAACAGCGAGGGCGGGUUCUUCUCCUUCCUGCAGCCCCCGCGGCCGGGCAUCACCGGCUCAGUCGCGUAGAGAUGGAUCCGGUCGACGACGAUUUGAUUCGCGGCGUCGAUGGGGAGGAGGGCGGUGUUGGAGUAAUACACGGGGCGCGCCCGACGGGAGAACGGAGGGCGGUGGCAUCAUAGGAGGAGGCUCGCUUCAGCGUUGAAUGAGAGGGGCGCGCGACGGGCGUCGUCGCGCCGGACACAUAACCACACAACAAAGUAGGAAACGCGCGGGUUCGCAUUGUGUAAAAACCAAAAAAGGACUCGGCGCCGAGCGGAAAGCAUACCCGAGGAGACCUCUCCUCCUCCUGUUACAACGCUAGCGAUAUGUGU
This is a messenger RNA of Micromonas commoda, 1109 nucleotides long. RefSeq lists its product with no specific name. NCBI's taxonomy places the organism in Eukaryota, Viridiplantae, Chlorophyta, Mamiellophyceae, Mamiellales, Mamiellaceae. Gene Ontology annotation, cellular component: Golgi apparatus. The transcript has 2 exons. The record is from RefSeq and is a predicted model, not a curated record. The coding region runs from base 1 to 804 and encodes 267 amino acids.